AUGGCGGGCCUCGCAGCUCUCUGCCUGCUGUUGGUGUUUCCACUGAGCAGCUCCCAGAGCACCCUCCAGUCUGAGCAGGAGAUCAAUGCCCAUCAGGCCCUCGGAGCACCUCCUCCUCCUCCUCCACCACCACACUUACAUGCCCCUGUAGACAAAGAUAAUGCCAAAGUGGGUCUGUUCAUUGCUGCAGCCAUGGGAACCUUCGCUCUUAUGGCUGCAGUGUACUGUAUUUACAACAAGUUCUACACCAAACAACAGUACCUGCACACCCAGCUUAAUGAUGAAUCAGAUUUAGCUGACCCCAUGGACCCUCCCCCAGUGUUUUUCCACGCCUCCGCUGGCUCCAGUGCAGUAGAUGUGCGGAGAGCUGGUUAUGGCUCACUCUCGGACACUCCAUCCAUCAUCUCCGUGCCGCCCAGCCUAGCUCUUGAGAAGAAGCAGGAAAAUGGUGAGACCAUCGAGUUGUCGGCGGAGGGCCGGCCGGAGCAGGUGGAAGAGAAGGAGAUGCCUGUGGUGGACUGCACAUGCUUCGGCCUGCCCAGGCGCUACAUCAUCGCCAUCCUCUCUGGCAUCGGAUUCUGCAUUUCCUUUGGUAUCCGGUGUAACCUGGGCGUGGCCAUCGUCAGCAUGGUCAACAGCCACACCAUCUUCAGAGACAACAAGGAGGUCGUAGUGAAAGCUCAGUUUGACUGGGAUCCAGAAACAGUGGGAAUGAUCCACGGCUCCUUCUUCUGGGGAUACAUAGUAACCCAAAUCCCAGGAGGGUUCAUUUGUCAAAAGUUUGCAGCAAACAGAGUGUUUGGCUUUGCUAUAGUGGCCACGUCCUGCCUGAAUAUGCUCAUCCCUGCAGCAGCACGGAUGCAUUUUGGCUGUGUUAUCCUUGUCAGGAUUUGUCAAGGACUUGUGGAGGGGGUUUCAUAUCCAGCCUGUCAUGGUAUUUGGGCAAAAUGGGCACCACCUCUUGAAAGAAGUCGCCUGGCCACCACAGCCUUUUGUGGUUCUUAUGCUGGUGCUGUGAUUGCCAUGCCUUUAGCUGGAAUCCUAGUCCAGUACUCAGGAUGGUCAUCAGUCUUCUACGUCUACGGAAGUUUUGGGGUCAUGUGGUAUUGCUUCUGGUUCCUGGUGUCAUAUGAAAGUCCAGCAGCUCAUCCCACCAUCACUGAGGAGGAGAGAAAAUACAUUGAGGAAAGCAUUGGCGAGACGGCCCAAUUUACAGUAACGAAAUUCAACACACCGUGGAGGGCCUUCUUUACGUCCAUGCCAGUGUACGCUAUCAUUGUGGCUAAUUUCUGCAGAAGCUGGACUUUCUACUUGCUGCUUAUCAGCCAGCCUGCAUACUUCGAGGAAGUGUUUGGGUUCGAGAUUAGCAAGGUGGGCAUAGUUUCUGCACUUCCCCACCUUGUCAUGACCAUUAUCGUGCCCAUUGGUGGCCAGCUUGCUGACUAUCUGCGCUCCAACCACAUUAUGACCACAACUAACGUCAGGAAACUUAUGAACUGUGGAGGGUUUGGGAUGGAGGCAACCCUGCUGUUGGUAGUGGGCUUCUCUCAUACGAAAGGUGUUGCUAUUACUUUCCUGGUUCUGGCUGUGGGUUUCUCAGGCUUUGCAAUUUCAGGUUUCAAUGUCAACCACCUGGACAUUGCGCCGCGCUAUGCUAGUAUCCUCAUGGGUAUCUCCAAUGGUGUGGGCACUUUGUCUGGUAUGGUUUGCCCACUUAUAGUUGGUGCCAUGACAAAGCAUAAGACGCGGGAGGAGUGGCAGGGUGUGUUUCUUAUUGCCUCGCUUGUUCAUUAUGGAGGUGUUAUAUUCUAUGGCCUCUUUGCAUCAGGAGAAAAGCAAGCUUGGGCGGAGCCAGAGCAGCUGAGCGAUGAGAAAUGUGGAAUCCUGGAUGAGGAUGAGCUCGCAAACGAGACAGAGGAGCUGUAUCGCACGAGUGGCGGAGCAGGCUACGGAGCCAUGAACCAGGGAGCGGAUCCCAAUGGAGGCGGAGGCAUGGGAGGAGGAGGAGGAGGAGGUUGGGUCUCAGACUGGGACAAAACUGAGGAAUACGUCCAACCAGCUGGAACCAAUAAUUACCUUUAUGGAGGAGAGGGGGACCGAUAGUUAACAUAAAACCAGCAGACCCUCAGCUCAUAGCCUUUAGUGAGGCAGAAACAGUACAUCAACAGUCUGGAGUUUCACCUGAUGGCAUGAAGAACUUGAGAAAGUGAGGAUUUAAAAUGGAAUGCGGGAGGGGACCAUUUUCAGCAAGUCUGACUGUAUUAUCAUAACUGAACUGAAUUCAAAGAAACUCCACAAUGAAGGUGAAGACAUUAGUAAAUGUAAAA
This is a messenger RNA of Morone saxatilis (striped sea-bass), 2327 nucleotides long. Its product is annotated as vesicular glutamate transporter 1-like. Gene Ontology annotation, cellular component: synaptic vesicle membrane; excitatory synapse. Lineage: Eukaryota; Metazoa; Chordata; Actinopteri; Moronidae. The record is from RefSeq and is a predicted model, not a curated record. Gene Ontology annotation, biological process: regulation of synapse structure or activity; synaptic transmission, glutamatergic; transmembrane transport. Gene Ontology annotation, molecular function: L-glutamate transmembrane transporter activity; neurotransmitter transmembrane transporter activity. The transcript has 15 exons.